GGAUUUUUACAUCAAAGUUGGAAUAAUAAUAAAAAGAAAAAUCUAAGAAGAUCUAAACCAAAGAUGGAAUACUGGACAACUGACUCGGGGUCAGAUUAAAACUGAGGAUGCCCGGGGUGCUCAGCCACGCCAAAGUUCGAUGAGGGGUUCGGGUUUCUCUACAUCGGAGGUCCCUUUAGGCGCAGGAUUCUCUGAGGGGGACACCGGAAGAAUUCAUCCACCCAUUGGGCCCGGAGUGAAGCGGAAACAGGUCUCCUGGCAAGCAUAGGUGUACCUGCUCCCCACAACUCCAGGACAGAGCAUACACCUAUGAAUGAUGUCAUCCAAACUGCUAUUAGGAAACAUUGGCUGGCACCUUAUCGAAAAUGACCCGGACCUCAGAAUAAUUGCACUGAACAAGCCUCUUUUCUCGUACAAGCGGACUCGCACCUUAGGCACACAACAAGGUUGCACCAGAUUACAUCAGGAAAUAGGAACACGUCAGGGAUUCCACGUAGUAAAUCGGAUCCAAAGUCCGGAACACUGCUUUGAAGCAUCACCGCAAUACAGAGAUAGUCUAAUAUAAAGGGCUUGUGGUUUCAACUCAUCAUCAUCAACAUCAAACACAAGGAGAUCAGAUAUAUACCACUGGGGUACUAACAGCUUGUCUUGACCCAUCAAGUGAGUCAAUAUGUUGGUGAAAAUAGCAGCACUCGCACUGGUUCUUUGCACCAUCACAGGAUCCCAGGCUGAUAUCAGCUCGGACCAGGUUACUGAUGCUUUCUGGAAUUACUUCACCCAGCUGACCAGUGGUACUAAGGGUAAAGUGGAGCAGAUUCAGCAGUCCGACAUCAGUAAACAGCUAAAUGUUCUAAUUGAAGAAAAUCUGAUGAGUGUAAAUCUCUAUGCAGGAGAAUUACAGCAACAUCUCAUUCCCUUUGCAAAGCAGAUACAUGAGCAACUAACUCAGGAUUCAGAAAAGUUAAGGGAGCAAAUAAGACAGGAGCUUGAGACGCUGAAGGUCAAGUUGGCUCCAUAUGCAGAUGAGGUGCACAAACACCUGAGCAGGAAUGUAGAGGAGCUUCAGAACAAAAUAGCACCCUAUGCAGAGCAGCUACGAACCGAGCUGGAGAAAAAUACCCAGAUAGUAAGUGAGCAGCUUAAAUCUGUAACCAAGGACCUGGAAGCCAAGAUUAGAGAAAAUACUGACCGUGUUCAGAAUUCAUUGACCCCAUAUUCCCAGGAACUCAAGGCUACAAUAGACAAUAAUGUGGAGCAGCUAAGAAAGCAAAUAAAGCCAGUCACUGAAAAAAUGAAAGAUAAUAUUGAUCAACAAUUGCAAGAGCUGUAUAAAAGCCUGACACCCUAUGCAGAAGAUGUGCAAGAAGAUCUACGCAAGCAGAUUAAGAACCUGGACUUUCAAAUGAAGAAGAAUGUGGAACAGAUGGAGAGCAAAAUGUUGGAGUUCACUGGUCAGCUGAGAGAGCAACUCUACCCCUACGCCAAUGAUCUGAGAAGCAGGCUGAAUGGAGAUAUGACCAAUGUUAAGCAGGCCUUGGAACCAUAUCUUACUGAGAUGAACCAGAAGAUGGACCAGAAAGUAGUAGAGUUUAAAAACACAAUGACCCCUUAUGUUGAUAACCUCAACAAGGAACUUGUACAGAGAGUAGAAGAUAUGAAGCAGAAACUGGGAGAAUAUACUGUGAGUGUACAGGAUCAAGUAGAGUAUUUAGAGAAAGAUGUCCGAGAAAAGAUCCAGGAUUUCAUUGACAAGGGCGCUUCCACCAGAAGCUAGAUUUUUAUUGCACUGACUUUAAGCCUAUUGAACGCAACUCAAAAUAACACCAACCAACAGACUUUCAUAACUGACCUCCUAAUGCCACAUAAAGCUAAUAUUGUCUGCUUUUACUACCCUUAGGUUUUUAACCUUUAGAGGGGACUAGUUGGCAUAGUCAUAACAUAUUUUUUGUUUCAAAGUACAUUUAAAUGCAUGGAUUGUCUGUAGGUUUUUGUAUAAUAACCAAUGUUGCAGUUUGUUGUCUUCAAUGACAGUGUUAGAUCAUUAAAGGCUAGGUUUCCACACAGGUUUUUUUCAGGAGUUUUUUUGUUUUUUUUUGUUUUGCAAAACUGCCACUGCAGUUUUUAAGACAAAGCUAGAAGUGUAUUCAGAAGGAAUUGGAAAUAUAAAGGUUGGACACAUACAUUUCCUUCCUACUGGAUUUACAUCUGACUGCUGUGUCAGUUUUCCCAAAAAAAAUGCCAGAAAAAACCUGUGGGGAAACCUAGCCCAUGUCAAUUUUUUUCUUCUUCCGUCUAUUUGACUUACAUUUUUUACUUUUACUUCUGUUAAAUAAAAUGCAACAGAGCAAUGCACAAUGGAGUGUGUAUGGAUCAUUCUUAAAUAUUGGAUUCAUUUACCUUGAACCAGUGGCAGUAACCUGUACAUUGCUAUGGGGGGCUGAUCACAAACCUGGUUACAGCAGGAGGAGUCAUGGGGCUUUGUAGUUCCCUCUGAGGCCUCUUUCACACUAUGAAAUAGUUCCGUUUAGGAACUUCCGUCACAAGUUCCGUCACUAUAUUGGGGGAAAACCUGCCGUUAUAAAACCCCUGACGGCCGUGACUAAAUAGCAUUGCAGCCUAUGGGGUUUUGUAACUGCCUGUUUGCACCC
Messenger RNA from Hyla sarda, 2648 nucleotides. Its product is annotated as apolipoprotein A-IV-like. Gene Ontology annotation, cellular component: extracellular region. Bases 671 to 1774 code for a protein of 367 amino acids. Gene Ontology annotation, biological process: lipoprotein metabolic process; lipid transport. The record is from RefSeq and is a predicted model, not a curated record. Gene Ontology annotation, molecular function: lipid binding. The transcript has 6 exons. NCBI's taxonomy places the organism in Eukaryota, Metazoa, Chordata, Amphibia, Anura, Hylidae.